Messenger RNA from Molossus molossus (Pallas's mastiff bat), 1362 nucleotides. Its product is annotated as olfactomedin-4-like. The coding region runs from base 1 to 1362 and encodes 453 amino acids. The transcript is spliced from 6 exons. Gene Ontology annotation, biological process: signal transduction. NCBI's taxonomy places the organism in Eukaryota, Metazoa, Chordata, Mammalia, Chiroptera, Molossidae. The record is from RefSeq and is a predicted model, not a curated record.
AUGCAACAGGUCCCAGCCCUUCUGACCACUCUACUGCUGCUGCCCUUGGUGCACCAAGGACAGCCUCAGGUGGCAAGAUUUGUGCCAGGCACCGUGGAUAAGGAUGGCCUAUGCCAUUGUGUGGUGUACCUGUCCAACGACCUCAUCCCCUUGAAAGAGAGGGAACAGCUACGGCGUACAGCCCAGGAACUCUUGGACAAGUACAAGCAGGAGCUGUCCAGGGUCAGUGAGUAUUCACAUGCCUUUGAAGAUUAUGAUAAUCAGAUCUUAGAAAUGAAUGGCGCCCUGAAGUCCAGGAAUCCUACUGUCCCUGCUGUCUCCUAUGAGUCCCCAGCCUUCAACCUGCUGCGCUUGGAGCUGGAGGGAGCACAGGAGUUGGCGGCUCAGCUUGCAGCUAAGGGAAAGAUUAGUGCGGCUAGAGACCUGCUCUACCAGCUCCAGAGCCAGGUGGCUAACGCCAGCCUCACACUCAAGCUUCUGGCUGACACUGACCAGCGCAGCUUCCACGCUCUCCGCCAGGAAGUGGGUGUCCUUGAGAGCCGGCUAAGUUCUUGUGCCCAUGGAGGCCUCCAGAAAGUCAGCAGACCCCUUGUGGUGCAGCUUAAUUGGAGAGGCUUCCCUUACAAGGCAGGAGCCUGGGGCCGAGACUCAGCACCCAACUCAUCCUCUUCCCUCUACUGGGUGGCUCCUCUGCGUGCAGAUGGCAGGUACUUUGACCUCUACCGACUGCACAGGUCCUAUGACGACCUGGCACUGCAGAAGAACUAUGAGCAGUGGAAGAUGGGCUAUGGUGAUGGCAGUGGCAAUACUGUGUACAAGAAUUUCAUGUACUUUAACUUCUAUGGCACAAGCGAAAUAGCCAAGGUGGACCUUUCUUCCAACAUCCUGGUUCUGCGGCGCCCGUUGCCUGGCGCCACCUUCAACAAUCGCUUCUCCUAUGCUGGUGUGCCCUGGAAGGACUUAGAUUUUGCCAAUGAUGAGAAGGGGCUGUGGGUGCUCUAUGCUACAGAAGAGAGCAAGGGCAACCUGGUUGUGAGUCGCCUCAAUCCCAGCACCCUAGAUGUGGAAGAAACCUGGCACACCAGCCAGUACAAGCCAGCCCUGUCAGGAGCCUUCAUGGCCUGCGGGGUGCUCUAUGCCUUACGCUCUCUGAGCACCCGCCAGGAGGAGAUCUUCUAUGCUUUUGAUACCACCACUGGGCAGGAGCACCACCUCAGCAUCCUGCUGGAUAAGAUGCUGGAAACGCUGCAGGGCAUCAACUACUGCCCCACAGAUCACAAGCUGUAUGUCUACAAUGACGGCUACCUGGUCAAUUAUGACCUCAGCUUCCUACCAACACCACCCACCAAACGCCCCUCUUAA